CCUUAAACGCCGUUGACGCUGUGAAUAAUAAGCUAUUAAAAUACUGCAACAUCACGAAUGACAACAGAAUUGAACUUAAACACGAGCAUAAAUAUUAUUAUCAAGUUAUGGGACAAAUGCGAAUAACAAAUCGCAGACUGUGUUAUUUUGUAGUGUAUACCCCUAAUUGGACAAGUAUACAGAAAAUUAAAUAUGACGAAAUAUUUUGGAACACAAAAAUGGCCGAAAAACUUAAAAGGUUUUAUAUGGAGUGUUUACUACCGGAAAUUGUCGACCCACUUUAUGGUAAACGCUUCGAAAUCACGGAUAUUAGAGAACCCGAAUAUAUAAAGGAGGCACAAAGAAAAAAAUUUAAAUAA
Metopolophium dirhodum (rose-grain aphid) is the source of this 359-nucleotide messenger RNA. RefSeq lists its product as uncharacterized. NCBI's taxonomy places the organism in Eukaryota, Metazoa, Arthropoda, Insecta, Hemiptera, Aphididae. The transcript is spliced from 3 exons. The record is from RefSeq and is a predicted model, not a curated record. The coding region runs from base 108 to 359 and encodes 83 amino acids.